This is a messenger RNA of Leptidea sinapis, 3543 nucleotides long. RefSeq names its product transcription factor GATA-4-like. The transcript is spliced from 10 exons. The record is from RefSeq and is a predicted model, not a curated record. Gene Ontology annotation, molecular function: zinc ion binding; DNA-binding transcription factor activity, RNA polymerase II-specific; RNA polymerase II cis-regulatory region sequence-specific DNA binding. Gene Ontology annotation, biological process: negative regulation of transcription by RNA polymerase II; positive regulation of transcription by RNA polymerase II; cell fate commitment. Lineage: Eukaryota; Metazoa; Arthropoda; Insecta; Lepidoptera; Pieridae. Bases 489 to 1973 code for a protein of 494 amino acids.
CGUGCAGGUGUAGGGGGGCUGCCGCCGGCUGUCAGCCGAGUACUGGCACCAGGCUGGGGCCCGGGGGCGUGCUGUGCUGGUGGUAGUGAGUGUGUUCGGCGGGGGCAGUCUGCAGCUGGAAUGUGUUUUCGGAGCGUCGCGCGCGGUCGGUCGCGGGUCGCGCGGGGCCGGGCGCGCGGGGGCGGCGGAGGUCGCAACUAGAGCGAUAACGAGUGAGUCCCCGCCGCCCCCGCGCGCCCCGCCCCCCGCACUCGCUGAUAAGGCGCAGCCGCGACCCCCGCGCCCCGCGGCCUUCGCCCCGGCGGCCGUACCGUACGUGUAGUCGUGUACCACAACAUAAAUAUAGAGCCGGAACCGUUACAAAAGUGCGACGCGUUCGACAUCACCGCGCGGUCCGUACCGCGAACACGGUCACCUGAACGUGAUGCAACUACCACCGGCUGGCUGAUUACCACAUCCCGCACUGUCCGCUGAGCACACCACUGAACAUGACAUUGCAGAUCCCACACCAAGAUUCAGUAAUAAUUGACACGAACUCCCGACCGCAUGAGCCAGAGAGCGAGGCGGAGUGCGGCGAGAGUCCGCCCCCGGCGCCGCAGUUCGCGGGCUACGCGGGGGGCUCACCCGCCAGCUACGAGGAGCUGCGCCCCGCCGUGUCGUACGCGCCGCUGGAGGACGCUCUGGAGCCCUACCAGCAGAGGUCGCCGGGCGCGCGCCCCGCCAGCCCCGAGCGAGGGGAGCCCGGCCGCCGCGACGACUACCGCCUGCCCUACGACCACUACCCACACCACCUGCCCUACCACCAGCUGGAGCCGGGCAGUGAGGCGGGCUCCGCGGGCUCGCAGGCGGUGUACGCGCGAUGUGGCUACGGCGCGGCCGGCUCGCCCUACUUCAACAAUGGCUCAGACCUCACGCACGCGCAGCUCUGGACCUCCGCCGGUGGCUCCCCCGGGUACGUGGGUAGCCUGGCGGACGAUCAGUACGCGGAGUCUGGUGGCGAGGGACCUGGCGGCGCCGGCUGUGAGGGUACAGGGGCGCUGCCCGCGUUCAGCGCGCGUUUCGGCGGCGCCUUCGCUGGGUCGUCGCGGGCGCCGGCCUCUGCGCCCUCCCCCGCUGCGGUGCCCUCCGCCGCGUACGCGCAAAAUGACAUGUGGCGCCUGGACUGCAGCUACCGGCCGCAGUACUCCGCAGCCGCUAGCCUCUCUGCCAUCGAGAUGGCGGAGCUGCUGACGGAGGGCCGCGAGUGCGUCAACUGCGGCGCGAUCAGCACGCCGCUGUGGCGCCGCGACGGCACGGGCCACUACCUGUGCAACGCGUGCGGCCUCUACAACAAGAUGAACGGCAUGAACCGGCCGCUGAAGCAGUCGCGGCGGCUGGUACGUCAGCGGCACGCGCCGGCCCCGCCCGCGCCCGCGCCCUCGCUCGACAUGGGCACGAAGCGGCCUGGCAUGGAGUGCAGCAACUGCAAGACAACCACCACAUCGCUGUGGCGGCGAAAUGCGCACGGCGAGACCGUGUGCAACGCGUGUGGUCUGUACUACAAGUUGCACAACAUCAACCGACCGCUUGCCAUGAAGAAGGACUCCAUUCAGAGUCGGAAACGUAAACCGAAAAACAGUUUAAAGGCGGAGCGUGCUCUCAGCAAGAGUAUCACGCACACCACGCACGCGACGCAUUCGACGCAUGGGACGCGCGUCGCGCACGCUCUCGGGUCAGCGGUUAAGAUCGAGAACUUGUUGGACAACGGCGGCGCGCGCUCGCCGCUGCCGCUGGGGUACUACGUGCCGCACGCUCCGCACGCGGCGCACGCGCAGCACGCGGCCGCCGUCAAGCUGGAGGAGCCGCCGCCGGCGCACGCGCACGGGCACGCGCACGGGCACUCGCUCGCGCACGGGCAGUACUACGAGGACGCGGAGUACCGGCGCGCGACCGACGCGCAGGAGCGGCCCUCCGUCGUGUCGCUGGGGAGCUGAGCGCCCGCCCGUCGCCGCGCCCCGCACAGAACAAAGUGGAGUCUCCGCGGCCGCGGCCGCCAGAAUCUCAUUCGCCUAGAAAUUAGUGACCGUGCGUGGCGAGCGCCGUGUGGCGUGAGGCCACACACCAAACGCCACACGGCGCCCGACCCGCAGCGGCGUCCUCUUAGUGUUAAGUUUUCGUACGACGCGGCCGCGCGCAGCUCGUGGACGGUCGAGCGUGUUCCUGUUCCCAAAUAAUGUUUAAAUUCUAUUCGAUAGGGGACAUUAUAUGAUAUGGUUUUCGUCACAGUCAUAAUAUUUAUGAGCUGUGUUCUGUGGUAGGCUACUCCUGCCACCCGUGACGCAGCAGACUCCAUCACUUGUUGAUACAUUCCACCUGCUUGUACUUGUAAAGGUUUGUGUGGUAGUCACGUGUUUUACAGUAGUGAUCGCGUUGUUCAAGGGGCACGGCCGCCCUCGAGCCCCGAUAGAGAAUCUCACUUAGAUAUUACUGUAUUGAUGUAAGUAUGGACCGACACGAGCCCGACCGCCCGACGUCGUGUCGUGUCAUCUUGUCGUAGUGUCGGUAGAUAUCCAAUACCAAAGUGAACUAUUGUCGCUAUGAAUAAUUUAAUUAUUAAGCUUUCUUAUUUUAUAACUUAUUACAAAAAUGGAAUAAUAAUCGUCAUAAUAAUAUAUUUGAUAAUUAAUUAUAUAACGCCAGAGUACAAUUAUUAUACAAGAACGUUUUCAUUAUUAGUGAGCGGUGACGGUCGCUGUCGCGUCACCCGCCCGUUUUGUAAAGCCGGCUACACACGCUCACACGCAAACGCACGGCCAGAAAGAAAUGUCUGCCGACCAAAUUAUGCUUAUAACCAAGUUACUAAAACUUAUUAUUUUCAAAAUAUUAAAAACAGAAUCUAAUAUUGGAACAUAAGUCAUCGGAGCUCUGUUCGGCUCCGCGCGAGUCCUCUCGUGUUCACUCGCGGUUAUUCAGUAAAUACAAUAUGUUAUAACUUAGAGCAGAUUGUUGCGUCGUGUGCCGUGUACUGGGUGACUCGCAGCCCCUCAUUACGUCACGACUUACCGAAUUAUGUGACUGCUGUUGAAAUGGUUAGAAUAGAUUGUAGAGCACAACACCAAACAAUGGUGCCUUCCUUAUAUAAUGUGUUGUGUAGAUAUAAUAUUUUAUAAAUUAUAUGAUACAUGUUGCUCAUAAUGUUGUAUGUAAGUAAAUUGUUUUAUUUUAGUCACUAUAUAAAUAUUGACACCUCACUUUAUUGUAAUCUGAGAAAAUGUGCGGAACCACGACUAGUCUCGUCCCGCGCCCGCACUCCGUUGCUCACAGAUACGUCACUUCGACAUGUGACUUGUUUCCGCUAUCUUUGUUUGUGUCCAAGUAUUGUGCCGCCAUUUUAAAUUGUUGAGAGUGCGCGCGGGCCGCGGCGUGUCGUCGGUUCCGUCGCCCGCGUCGUGUGUGUCACCUGACAAUAUAUGAGGUAUUGUCACCUGUGACUACUUCAUGAUGUACAUAAUAAUAGGGUUACAUUUGUAACAAAACUAUUUUAAUAAAUGAAUUUACAACCAA